AUGGCGACGGCUCCUUCCUUCUGGGCUGCUGGCGGUAGCAAGAUCAAGUCCGCCGAUUCCCCGAACCCCAAGAUUGCAGAGGCACCGCCCAAGGCCAAACCAGACCCUCAACAGGAGAAGGGUCUCGUACUGAAGGGCAUGACCAACGGCCAGGCUACCAAUGGCGCAUCGAACGGUCUUUACCCAAAGGCUGCCGUUGGCAAGAAGACCAAUUGGGCCGACGAGGACGAUGACGAUAACACCUUCAUCGCCGAGUUCAUGAGCCAGGACCCCAAGAUCGCCACCCUGGAGACCACCGUUGCCCUGAAAGAGGAGCGUGUCAAAGAGUUGGACGCCUUGGUCGAAAUCAAGACACUUCGUAUCGCGGAGCUAGAAGGCGCAGUCCAAGACAAGGACACCCACAUUGGCGAUCUCGAGACGCAGAUCCAAAAGAAAGAGGUUGAGAUCGAGAAGCUCAAGAAGGCGAAUACCGACCAUCUUGCUCACAACCAGGAGCUUCUGCGCGAGGCUGAAGAGAAGAACAGCCAGAUGAAGAAUCUGAAGGCUGAGCUUCAGGAGAAGAUCUCGACGAUUGGUAACCUUGAGGAAGCGAAGAAGGCUGCGACCAUUAGCAGCCUUGAACAGGAGUCAGCCGCGCUCGUUCCCGUCCCCACGAACGACGAAGUGAUCGCUGAGGAUGAACGCAAGAAUGAAGCAUCGGAAAGCAUCAAGUCUAAUGGCGCCGAUGUUGUUACCGAGACAGAGACCAAGGCUAAGAAGACCGCAUCUGUGGCUUCUGAUUCAGACAGCUUUGAGAUGGUUGAUGCUCCCAUGACUGAGGAAGUCAAGGAUGAGAAGUCUGCAACCGUCGUCACUAAGCAGCCCGAGGAGACCGGAACGGCACAGAACACCAGCGGCCCAUCACUCGUCACAUCUGCAUUCCCCAAUUUCGUGACGAAAGAGACGCUGAAGGUCGUUCCUCCGGCCCCGAAACCCAAGACCCUGACCUUCGGCAUCGACAUGUCCAAGUACGGGAAGAAGCCAGUCGCGUCGGCUGCUGCGAAGGUUCCAGCUCCAUCGUCGCCCGCUGCCGAGCUGAAUGGACAUACCACUCCCAGGGGCCACUCAUCUAGGCAGGCGCGUGACAAGACUGGUACCAUGCCAGAGCUCAACCCUGCGGCUGACAUCCGUCACAUGUCACAUGGGCAGCGCGUCGUCUUCGGCAAUGGUCCCGAGGUUGUCGUCAAGCUCGGAGAGGCCAAGUUGGCCACUGUUCCCAAGUAUGUCCUGAUGCAGUGCUCAGGCAAGGCUUACAAGUACUUCACCGCCAACCCCGAUGCGACCUCGUGGGUUCUUCCUGCCGGGUCAAUGGACGCUGAUGCUGCGACGGCACAUCUGAAAUGGAUGGACGAGAUGACCUAUCAGAGCAGGGUCUACUCUGUCCGGCUCCAAACCGAGACCGUGUAUGAUAAGAAAAAUCUGCACAUCUGCCGCGCUGCUCGCGUCCUGGGCCUGAACAACACCUAUGUGGCGCAGUUCACCAAGCAGUUCUGCGACCGCAUCCGUGCUCAGGAUGUGUCAUUCGAAUUCAUGGACCUUCUCUGCCAGCUCGCAUACCCGGAAAACGACCCGGUCUUUGACUGCAUGGUCCAUAACCUUGUCAACCAGAAGAAGGUUGGCAACGCCAAGGGCGCGGCCGAUUUGGAGAAGCUGGUGGCCAAGCAUCAGUUUCUGAAAGACAAAGUGGAGAAGAUCGAGAAGCGGAUCGGAGGACGACCACGCAAGACCUGGAAUUCGCCUGAGGGUAGUGCUCGUGGUGGGAGCAACGACCGCAGCGGCGGCAAGGGUGGGAACCGUGGACAGCGGGCACCGAGCAACAAGCCUGUUUCGCCAGCGCCUGGCAACAAGCCCGUUGCCCCAGCACCUGGUGACGCAUUGUUCACCACUCUCCACUAG
Molecule: messenger RNA, 1935 nt
Organism: Alternaria arbusti
Lineage: Eukaryota; Fungi; Ascomycota; Dothideomycetes; Pleosporales; Pleosporaceae
Exons: 1
Coding region: 1-1935 (644 amino acids)
Source: RefSeq, a predicted model, not a curated record